GGUCACCGGAGGGCUGGCUUCGCUCCUCCUCAUGCUCUGCCUCCAAGUGGAGGCCGCGGCCUAGCUGGGUUGCCAUGGAGACGAGCCCGGCAGCUACACAAGCGCACACAGGCCUGAAGGUGGCGGCUCUGCUCGACUGGAUUGAGGGGGAGGUUGGUUGGGGCCGUGGCGGGGCUGUGGGGGGGAGUGUCGUGUGUGUUUCUUUGUGUGUGUGUGUGUGUGUGUGUGUGUGUUUUAAUUUCUUCCAAGCUUUAGUCCGACCACAUGCUUUCAACCCCUGGAGGAAGAAGGCUAAAGGUGAGAGCGUUACUCCCUUAAGCAUGUGCAGAGUGCAUGGUUUAGGCAUACAACCGUAGAGAAGUCCCUCCUCCUCCUCCUCCUCCACCUCACCUCCUGUGCAAUUGGGAGGCAGGGAAUUGGCAGGAACAAAAACUUAUUUUUGGCUCGCUUCAUUUAUUUCGCCUGCUUGAUCUUAGGGUUUGUUUUCAUUCAUUCUCUUAAGAAAUGGCUGUAAACAUAAAAUUGUAGAGUGGGAAGGAAGCCAGUGCAGAAAUCACAGCUAAAUGGGAUGCAUCCAUCGAAGUUCUACCCGUUGAAAUUAAUGCACUUAUUAUUAUUUAUUAAAUUUCUAUGCCACCUUCCAUCCGAAGAUUACAGGGUGGUGUGCAAUAUAUAUAUAUAAAAUACAUACCAUAAUAAAAACAAUACACCCUUAUUGAUUGCAUUAGGUCUCCUCCUCAGAGUAUGCCUAACAUUGACAGAACUUUAUAUGCUUCCUUUCUAUAAACAAUAGUAUUUAAGGCACCUAAGAAAAACCCUUAAAAGGCAUUUCGCGAGCAGCUGCUAUCAAACAACCUUUUGUUUUAUCGGCAUUACCACAAAGCAAAAAAUGAUAUUCAUGGCUGUGCUCUCUCCUAUGAGCAUUCAAACCUGCUUUUUGCAUACAUUUUAUAGGCAACACCAUGAAGGCUUUUCUGAAGAGUCCUGAUGGCAUCUUGGCACUGAGGCCAAAGAUAACCACUAUAGGAAGGCAUGAAGACUCUGACAUCAUCCUGAAGGUGAUUUUAUCAGAUUAACUGAUUCUGCUUAUUGUAUUUGCUGUUAAAUGUCUUACCACGUUUUAGAACCGUUAUUUCUUAGCUUGUGCAGAAUUGCCUGUGAGGUAUGGUGGUUGGAGCAGGGAUGGGGAUGCUCUGGCCCUCCAAAUGUUGUUUGACUACAACUCCCACCAUCCUUGGCUGUUGACCAUGCUGGCUGGGGCUGAUGGGAGUUGGAGCCCAGCAACAUCUGGAGCACCUACAGGUUCCCCACCCCUUGGUAAAAGUUAUGGACCUAGGACAUGGGCAUAGCCAGGAUUUUUGUUAGGAUGGGCAGAACUAACAGGAUUGGUCAGUUACUUAAGUAUUUCUAUUGUUUUACUUGAUCUGGGGGGGUCAACUCCCCCCCGCCCGCCCCUUUGGCUACACCCAUGACCCAGAACCAGAGAGAUACAGAUUUAAAUCCUUGCUCAGCCAUGAAGCUCACUGUCCUGUCUCCCUCCAGAUGUUGUUAGGCCCCAAUUCCUAUCAGCCUCUGCUAGCAUUGCCGGUGGCUAAGGAUGAUGGGCUGGCUUUCAGACUGUGUUCUGGGGUAGACCUCUGUGGCUUGUAGGAUCUAAUUUCUUUUUGUUUUCACUUUUUACUAGAAAUCCCAACUUGGGUCCACCAACUGGAACCAGAUGCAAAAUAGGGGAGCAGGCAGUGGUGUGGGGAGAGUGAGUGAGAGAGACAGAAAGAGAGAGAGAGAGCAAAGCAGAAGCAUACCCUGGAACAUAUGUCUUAGUUACUACAAAUCAGGGCUUCUCACAGCCUAAUUUAGGGGAUGCUCACUUUACCGCCAUAGAGAGCAGUGAAGUUGUUGUUUUUCAGUGCAUGUCACAGUUCUCCCCCCCCCAGCUGUUCACAUCAGUAUGGUUUCAUUAGUGUCAGAAUUGUACACAUCAGGGGAAGCUGACAGAGCUGGGAUGUCUAUGCAAAGGUGUUCACACCUUGGCUAGAGGUGAAUUAUGAACUGCUUAGUGACUCCAGUAGGCGUGAAGCUGGUUUGAGAAACAAGUAUCAAGCAGUAGUAUUGAACAAGUCUGUAUCUCCAGGAAGUUUUUAUGCUGCUGAGUUUUGAAAUGUAACUUUCAGUCUCUAGGGAUUGAAGAGCACCAUGCAGCCAUCGAAUUCAGCGAUUCAGAAAACAGCUUCAUUCUCCGGGAUUUCAACUCGACCCAUGGAACGUUUGUUAAUGAUUGCCACAUUCAGAACGCGGCAGUGAAAGUGAGCCCUGGAGACAUUUUGCGGUUUGGCUCCAAUGGAACAGCCUUUGAGCUUGUGCUAGAAAAUGGACCUCAGGUAAAGGUGAUGUCAUUCAUUUUAUAAGGUCACUGCUUAAUGCUUUUCAUAGGCCCCUUUAUACCCUGCUGUUUGCUUCUAGCACUUCAGUCUUAAACACGUACAAUAACCUGAGUUGUAUCACAGUGAUUGCCAUGUUGCUCAGACAGCACUUAGUGCAUUGAAUCCCAAGUACACUUGAAGCACUUAAUGCCAGUUUUAUUUAUACAGCUUUCCAUAUUAUGCCUGAGGCAACUGAGACCUAUUUGAGAUGGAUGUUUCUCAUAUAAACUAAAAUAAUAAGCAGAGUUCUACCUAUCCCAAUGGUCUACCUGGUUGGGGCAGGGUCUUCAUCUGAAGAUACGUGUGUGUGUGUGUGUAAGAUUGUUGUUGUUUAGUCGUUUAGUCGUGUCCGACUCUUCGUGACCCCAUGGACCAGAACACGCCAGGCACUUCUGUCUUCCACUGCCUCCCACAGUUUGGUCAAACUCAUGCUGGUAGCUUCGAGAACACUGUCCAACCAUCUCGUCCUCUGUUGUCCCCUUCUCCUUGUGCCCUCCAUCUUUCCCAACAUCAGGGUCUUUUCCAGGGAGUCUUCUCUUCUCAUGAGGUGGCCAAAGUAUUGGAGCCUCAGCUUCACGAUCUGUCCUUCCAGUGAACACUCAGGGCUGAUUUCCUUAAGAAUGGAGAGGUUUGAUCUUCUUGCAGUCCAUGGGACUCUCAAGAGUCUCCUCCAGCACCAUAAUUCAAAAGCAUCCAUUCUUCGGCGAUCAGCCUUCUUUAUGGUCCAGCUCUCACUUCCAUACAUCACUACUGGGAAAACCAUAGCUUUUACUAUACGGACCUUUGUUGGCAAGGUGAUGUCUCUGCUUUUUAAGAUGCUGUAUGCUAUAAAUAAUCAAUACAUGGAAUCUGUUGUUGUGGUUGUUUUAUCCAUGUUUCCAACAAUAAGACUUUAUUGGGAGGGUUUGAUUUAUGCCUACGUUUUAUUAUUUUAAUGGACUUUUAAAAACUUAUCCCCCCCAUAGGUCUCCUGCCCUCCUGUGAGUCGCCGUGUAGCCUGGCCAGGGCAGCUACAUUUAGUCACAGAGACAAAGCCUCCUUCACCAGUGGCUGCUUCUCAGUUUCCAUCCCUUCAGUCUCAAAGGUCCCCGCCCAUUAGCCGCAGCUGGUCCUAUGGCGGAAGUGGGACUUUGCCACAUCCACCACUUAGGAAAAGGCCUGUAAAUGCUUGGGGCAGACCGGUUGCUUCACCUUCUUUCUCUCCUGAUGCGUUCAUCAAGCCUUCUGCACCAAUACCAGGUAUUGCCCUAAGCCGCGUGUCGCAUUGCUUGGAAGGCUCAGUAGUGUGGUUCUAGGUAUCAGUGGUAAUUUAUUGUGUAAAUGGUGGCAUUGUGGCUCUCUGCAGACCACCGUAAACAAAAACACAGGUCCCUGCCUGCAAGGAGUUUGCAAUCUGAAUGUCAUAUGUGCAAGAGAAAACAAAGGGAUGGAAGAGGGAAAGGAAUAGAAUGUGCAAUAAAGAGAGAAGAGUAACAAGAGGUGAAUGGUUCUACUUGGGUUGGGAGUGAGCCCAAAUGCUUUACAGAAGAAUUUUGGGGAGGGAUCUAAAGGGUGAGAGAAUUUAGGACCACCCCCCCCCCUUCUUGUGAAUGCUGUAAGUUUUAACUAUUUUUCUGAAUUUUAAAUUGUAACCCACCCUGGGACCAGCUGGUGAUGAGUGAGUCAUAAUAAUAACAACAGGUUGUUGUGCACUACUUGAUUUCUGCUUAAUAGCGGCGACACAAUCCAAAGUCUACAUAUUUUCAAAUUUGCAAUGUGUAGUUGUGUUCAAAUGUAAAAUCUAGCAUUUAUUUCAACUAGCAGUCUUGUACCCAGCAUUGCUCAAAAAUUCUAAGAAAUCAAGGGGUCAGUGCAGUUUUGAAAUCAGUGCAGUUUUGAAAGGUGCAGCAUCCAAUUGUGUCCAAACAUAGACAAAAAUCUGCUACCUGAUCUCAGGAACGAGCAUGCAAAAUUUGUUUAAAAUAUCUUAAGAUGUAUCCAAGCAAACAAGCAGCUUUCCAAAAUGUAUGGUAGUUAAGCCUGGAAGGUGUCAGCUACACUUGCUACACACAUUUUAGUUUCCAUACUUUAAGCACUUAUAAGAAAACCAAGCAGUGAUGAAUAAUAAUGUAGCAUUGCACUUCCUCCCCACCCUCUCUCUGGCACUUCUGUCCCCAAAUUGCUAUCGUCUAAUGAGUUGGCAGAAGUGGGGGGUGGGGUGGGGAGACUGGCUUAUCAGCGCUUGAAGCCAAGUUACAGAAGUGCCUUGGCAAGAAGCAGCAAUAAAAAUGCACCAUCAAACUCAGGGUAAGAUUACUUUUUCACUGUCGCUCUCUGGGUGUCUUGUUCUGUUCCAGGAAGCGGAGCUGCUAUUGGGCCUUUGACAAACGUUCAUCAAGGGGAUGCACUUCUCAAGGAAAGGGUAAGGUUCCUAUGCAGAAGUGUACGAUUAUCUCAAAGUGUUUAAAGCAGUCUUCCUCAACCUGGUGCCCUCCAGUUAUUGUCGGUCUCCACCUCCCAUCAUCCCCGAGUCCAGCUACAUCUGGAGGCCAUCAGGUUGGAAAAGCCUGACUAAGAACAUUUGUAUCCCACCUUCCAUUGAAUUCCAAGGCUGCUAACACUUUGAAACCAAUAAACAAUUUUGAAUACCUUGUUUCAGUUCCCCACCACCGCCCCAGUUUUUUUUGAUGGGCUAUGAUUAUGUUGUUUUGCUGCUGGUGUACUACCAGCGUGUUCUACUGGUGUUAUGGGGAGGUUUUUUGUCUAUUUUUUAUGAAUUGCUUGUCUUUUUAUAAAAAUAUAAAAAUAAAAAAAUUGUCUAGUAGCACCUUAUAAACCAACUAAGUUUGUUCUGGUAUAAGCUUUCGUGUGCAAGCACUUCUUAUUUCAUGGUGCCUGAGUACUGGUUUGAUAAGAAUGUUACUAGAGGGUGAAUUUUAGGGAACAGGGCAGGAUAGCGAAUUUGUGGCUCUCCAGAUAUUUGUUCUUGGACUUCAAAUCCCAUCAGGCCCAGCUAAUAUGCCCAGUAGACAGAGAUAACGGAAACUGCAGUCCCACAAUAUCUGGAAAGCCACAUGUUAGUCACCCCCGGUGUAAGGCAAGUAAAUUUCAUGCAAAUAACUGCUUCAGAUGGUGAAAUAUGUAUAUAUUUAAUAAGUAGAAUAGAUGGAUUUGGCAUAUCGUAAAGAAUCCAGUGUUCACUUUGUUGAGGAAUAAGAAAAAACAGAAGCUAGUCAGGAACAAAGGCAUGUUAUGGUCCCAAGCAGCUGUAUUCCUCUACACAGGACGAGGUAAUUCUGAAAAUGGGGAAUGAAAUCAGCCGCCUCUCUGGCUUUGAAAGUGAGUGCAGUCGCAAAGACACGGUGAUAGCAAAUCUUCAAAAUGAGAUUGCCAUGAUGACAGAGAAGAUGAUGGCAGCUCUUGCCAAGAAGGACGCUGAGUUUCAUCAGAAGCUGGUGGACCUUGAACAAGAUGUUUCCGCAAAGACAAAAGAGAUUAAAGCCUUGAAAGAGGAGGUAUGGAGGGACAGGGAACAGUGAUGGACCUGAGGUUCAGAAAUAUAGGAAGCUGCCUUCCUCUGAAUUAGCCUGAUAUUGUCUACACUGACAGCAUCUUUCCAGGGUUCAGACAAGGGUCUUUCCCAGCCCAUCUGCCGAUGCUGGCAAUUUGAACGUGCAACCUUUUACCUUCAAAGCAUGUACUUUAUCACAGAGCUACAGCUGGGCUUGGAGAAGAAUAUCUUCGGUCCACUUUUUUUAAACGGACCAACCCAAUCCGACACUCAUGAACUGGCUUGCAGAUUGGAAUGCACCUCCUGGUUGGAUUGCACUUGUCUUCAGAUUUUGGAGUGCUUUUUUUGCUGCACAAAAAGUGCACACAAAAGAGGUGUUUUACAUAACAAAAUGCUUGUUUUACUGGUGAAGACAUUGAAAAGUAUGUCUUUUAUGUAAAACGGGAAAGGUCAGGAUGGAUUGGACCAACCCCCUCCUUCCAUCUCUUUUUUUUUAUUAUUCUUUCUGACUUACUGAUCAGUGGCAAGCCAUGGUUUGCCCAGUUUGGAUGCAGCAGUGAGCAAUAGUUUGCCAUUAAUCAGGAAGUCAAGGAGGGAACUGGAGCAUGUAGAUGGAAGAGUGAAUGCAACUGCUUUUGGCUCUUUGGGUUUUUUUUCCACAUGUACGGCUUAACGGUGCUUCUUUCAUCCGGCUUUUUAAUGUUAAUGGAAAACCUACAUUGGCCAGUAUAUUCACUCACAUUCCAGUCACCUCUCUUAUUUAUUAACAGCACGUGUGUGAAUGCUGCAAGAGGCACUCAAGCAAUUUAAACUUGAUGUAUGAAAACACACAAAGCUGUUCUCACCACUAUCGGCCUUUUUCCUGGGCUGCAUUUAUUAAAGUUGUAGACAUUCUGCCAUUCUGCCAUUUAUUAAAGUUGUAGACCUGUGGGGGCUCACAGGUUAUUUGGUGAUCCAAGGAAGUUGCCAGUGGGACAAGGAUAAGCAUAAAAUAAUGCACAGCUGUAGAGAUCUGCCUAGAUGUCUGGGUUUAGAAUGGAAGAGCCAAUGAGUGGGGUUCAGGCAGCCUGACAGCAAAAUUGGAGACCUGGUGAUGGAGAUACAUUGUAGGAAUACGCAGGGGUGUAGGUAGCUGCUCCGGCACCCAGAGUGGUGGGGCGGGGCGAUCCGCCCCCGCGGGCGGCGCAGCAAGCUGCCCACGGAGUCUGCCUGGUGGACGCAAGCCCCACACUGCCGUUUUGGGCAGUGUGGGGCCCCGAGCCACCGCAUCACUCCCAUGAGAGACAUGGGGCUCGGGCACACUGCAGGCCAGGCCCCACGGUAAAUGCCAACCCCCGCAGUGUGCCAUUUUGUUACCCCCCUCUAGAAUGACACCCAGGGUGGGCUGCACCCCCCUUCCUACGCCCCUGGGGAUACAGAACAUGUGACUCUCCAACUCCCCAUCAUCCCUGACCAUUGGCCACGCUGGCUGGGACUGAUGGGAGUUGGAGUCCAACUGCACCAGGAGGCCCCCAGACCCCCCACCUCUGCUCUAGAAGGUAAUGAAUGAAUGAGAAGGAAAUGAAACAGUUCUGCAGCAGCAUUAAUGCCCAUUGCAGCUACACUACUGUGAUUCCUGAAAUGCCUGACCAGGGGCCACAGUCACUUGCCACAGUGAGAGUGCCAUCUCCCUUUGACUUGGCUUUGCGGAGCUGCACAAAUCCUGUCUUCUCCAGACUCCCCACCCAGUGUAAUGUGACUAGGAUCACUGCAUGCCUGCUUCACAGGGUUUUUGUUGUCUGCAUUGGUGCUAUAGAAAUGCACGAUUGAAUCCAAAUUGGUGUGAACUGGCUGUGUUCUAUCUUUUGUUUCCAUAAUCAUGUUUGCAAUAGGUUUGCAACUUGCAGAGUAACACGAGUGAAGUGUUGUACCAUUCCCUUUCUGAACGAGACCUACAAAUUGCACACUGGAAGCAAGAAACUGAGGCGCUGAAGAAGAGCUGUUCUCUUACAACAGGUGUGCUUUGCCCAGUCAGCAAUAACUUUGGGAUCAUUUGCUCCUUAUUUUGUACAGCUUGGGUCAGUUCUUUCCCUCGGCGCCUUAUAUUUGGGAAGCUCAAAUUGGCUUUUAAGGGCUUCCUUUUUGCAGUCAUCCAGAAGAACCUCUUGCGUCGUAACCAGCAUUAAUCCUACUCAGAGUAGAACCACUGUGAUUUAUGAACAUCACUAAGUGAAGUCUACUCAUUUCAGUGAGUCUCCUCUGAGCAGGUUAUUUAUUUAUUUCAUUAAUAUUCUUUAAGAUGUCAUUAUGAAGAUUUUUUUUAAAAAAAUCUAUGCCUUAUUAUUUCUUCCCGCAGGACUGGUGACCAGUUUGCAAAAAGACAUUACAUCAAAGGAUCAUAACAUCCAGCAAUUGAAAAUAGAGGUGGAGAAGUUUAGGAGAGAAAGCAGGGAGAAGGAUAACCAGCUUGCCCAGGUUUCUGCCCAGGUGAAUAAUUAUGUUUUUUAAAACCCUGCUUGGAUUCUAGUAUGUGGGGUGCUACCCCACACAAUGCACACACCCGUCCAUUAUGUUCUUCCCUUUUGAAUAACUAAAUUGUAGGAAUAUAGGAUUAACGUUGACAAAGUGCAUGAUUAGAGCUCAAGGACACAUUCCAGAAAAGAAAAGAAAAGAAAAGAAAAGAAAAGAAAAGAAAAGAAAAGAAAAGCAGAGCCAGUGAAGGGUGUGGCUUAAGAGAGAUUUAUCCAGAUACAGAGGGUUGCAUUUGGUUCCUGAGGUUCCCCACCCCUGGAGUAGCGUUUUGUGUGGAGUUGCCAGGAACCCCCAGCUCAAGACAUGUGACACCUGUAGACUGGCUCCACUCACUGUAGAGGGAGCUGUAGGCAUUUGCUGACCAUCCCUCAGAACUCCCUAGAGAGUCAGGUGAUGCAGUAGAACCAACCCCUCUGCACAGCCUGCUAUGCCGCCUCAUGGCCUCCUACUGCUCUUCCUUGCUCUGGAGUAACCAGGAAAGGCCACCUGGUUGCCAUUUUGUGUUUCAUGGGUCAUGCCUUCUACCUUCUUUCCAUCGGUGCACGAUGCUGUGCCUCCCAUCCUCACUUUCAGGUUGGUUCUUGAAUUAGUCUGGCUCUUGAAUUCCACUGUGACUCAUUAGUGCACUUCCACUUCUAUUAUCAUUCCUGAUUCUUAUGUGUGUCUUUGAAAACCAUGCAAGUCUCUUUAUGUUGGAUGCCUGCCUUUGUAACAAUAAGGCUCCCUUUCAGAGUAUUUAAAUUCUGGGGCAGGGUAGGUGUUAGGUGACCUCUUACGAACUACACAGUCUCAGCCCCUAGUUCCAAUUUUAGCCAAACCAUGCCUCCCUGUAGCAUUUUAAAAGAAUAGGCAAAGGGACAUUUAAAAGAGUUAGUUGUGCAUCUCUGACUGAUCAAAGCCCUUUCUAAGAACUGUAGGUUUGACUUGUGCUGCUUCGUGCAUUGCUGUUUCUAUCCCAGUCUUUUGUAACGUUCUUAACUAAUGAGUGCUCUUACAAACCUUCACUUUUGCACAAAGGUCUGUACCUCUCCUGCAUCUAUUUUUCACUAGUACUCCUGCAGUGAUUUAAUACUUGGGGGAUGUAUUUUUUAAGCGAAUAAAUCUCCUGAUCAUUACUAUCACAGGAAAUGGCUAAGAUCCAAAGAGGUCUUCACGCCUAAUGGAAUAUCUGCCUUUCUCAACACGGUAUUGCAAAGUCCCUUCACACUGUUGUACCUUCAGAAGAUACCUCCCUGCAUUUUACUUGCCCCAUAAGUAAACAUGGCUUCUCACGACCUUUGCAAAUCAAAUACUAACUGGGUUGCAGGACUGGCACCAGGCUUGAGUACAUAUUUACCAGCUGGACACCCACUCACACCUAGCAUCAGCAAUCAGGAACCCCCUGAAUCAUUAGUUCCCCACUGCCACCCCAUGCCACCAUUGCUGCUGGUGUCCACCAACACUUGCCCUCCCCUGGCACAACUGUGGUUGCCUGUCACUCUCUAGACGGGUUUACCCAGCAUGGUAUAGCUACUGUUACGAGCUGAGCAGCUUCUGCUCCACUUAGUGCUCAGGACUCCUGUACUACAACCCCCAUAGCUCAUUGCUAAUCUGGGCAUUGCAUGGUUGGGAUUUUAGCAUGGCAUCAAGUCAAGAGCUGAGCCAUCACCUGGCUCCCAACAGAGGCUGCACUGCAGCAGGUAAUGCUUUUUGAAGGGAGGGGGUGCCUGGAGGCUGUAGCACUGCCAGCACCAGCACCAUAAGCAGCAGCCGAGGCAAGGUGAUGCCAGCCCUGGCGAGCUCUGCUGGGGCUCAUGGGCCCUGGCAGCUGCCCAAAUAUGCCAGGUGCGAUGCAUUUCUUCCCCCACCCAUCCCCACCUCCACUUCAGGCAAACUACUUGCAAUUUUAUAAACAUUAAUUCAAAUGCAAUUUGGAAGUUUUUCCCAGUGCUCAACUUCUUAUUUAAAACACACACACACCAUCACAAGUUGUAGACAGCCGGCAUGGUGCACAACCAGCUUCUGCUCCAAACAUGCAGAACCAGUUUUCUAGGCAUGAGCAAAAGGCAGUGUGGAUGCUGCCGCCCUCUGUUUCAAUUAGUUUCAGUUAAAAAUACUGAUUCAGAUGCUUUGGGGCUGACUUGUUUUACCUAUAUAUUCAUACUAUUUAUACACUUAACCCUAAGGCAGUCUCUUGGUGGUUUACACAAGGACACAUACACAAUCUGUCUAUACACCCACCUACCCAUCUAUCCAUCUAUCUAUCUAUCUAUCUAUCUAUCUAUCUAUCUAUCUAAGAGGUGGGGAACAUUUGGUCAUGCCUGGCCAUUGGGCAUGUUUGCUGGGACUGAUGAGAGUUGUAGUUCAACAACAUUUGGAGGGCCGACUGUUCCUCACAACUGAUAUAUAAGGGGUGGUGGUGGAAUGAAACAGGAAAACAAGAUAUAAUACAAUGAUGUAAUGCAAUGUAAUGUAAAACAAUAAAAUCCCCCAUCACAUUUUGAAAGUGCCUUAUCAGGAAUCUCUUGCUUCUUCAGCCUCUGUCUUUCCAAAGGCAAAGCAUGAUUCAAAAUAUGCAUCCCUAACCCCACCACACCUCUCAUCCAAACUCUGCCAUGCAUUUACACAAAUCAUAUGGUACGUCCUGCUCAUGCAGUAUCAAUCAUCCACCAAUCCACACAAAGACACCAUCCACCCAGUCACUCCCGUACUCUACUAAAAAUGGAAGACAAUGAAACCAUUCACGGUGAGUUGUGUUGUGCUUUGGUUUCCAGCUGGCAAGGUUAAUUCAAAACAAAUGUUUUUAAUGAAUAUGGCCCAGGGCUGCAUUCCUGCAAUCAAAGUACUCCCAUGUAAAUAUAUGUUUUGUAUUUGGGGCGUUCCUUUCAUUUGGCCAUCACCUCACCUGUUUUCAAGGAGCUACUACUAGUCCUUCCUUUGGCACUUGGCUUGUUUAUCGCCUGGUCCACAGUACACAUGCACCCUGGUCCGGAUUUGCUUGCCAACUUUUUUACCCAUCUGUCCCUGUUCCUUUGAACAGCUGGUCUGCUGCUGAGAGUAGCACUUCCCUGAAAACAGCCUGUGGAUUGUUGCAGACCAGGCAGCUGUUUCAAGGCAGAGGAGCAGGCCAGGCUGCUUUUUAUCUCGUUAGUUGAAAACUGUGUUUGGAUUUAUGGGAGAUAGCUGGGAAUCGCAAGUGGCGACAGCACUGCUGCACUCAAGACCUGCUUGUAGGCUUCCCUUUGGGGCAUCUGGUUGGCCACUGUGAGAACACUAUAGACUAGAUGAGCCUGUGUCUUGAUCCAGCAACUAAGCUCUUCUUUAGCUUGCAUGUGAGAAAGCUACUGCCCCCUAUAAAUACAUGCUUGUAUACUUGAUGCGUAGCUCUGAUUGUCUCUGUUGCGUUUCUGUAUUUUGGAUCUGCUGGUAGUUAUUAUGGUCCCUAUAUGUUGGCUGGUUUAUUUUAUUUUAUAUUUUAUGGCAUACAUAAUCGUUGUGUCGUGGCUUCAAAAUGUAGGGUUGUGGUGUGUGUGUUGUUGUUUUUUAAAAAACCCUUUUGGUGGUAUUUUUAUGAUGCUGUAAACUGCUCAGUGCUUUCUCUGAAAUAUGGAACAAAUAUAAACUACGUAAAUAAAUCAGAGAAGGGUCACCUUUCCCAACAGGAUGCCCAGGGUGGCUUGCAGCCAACAUGUAAACAAAACAAAAAAAUUACUAAAAAGAAAAUCACCUCCCUUAAAUACAGGCUUUGCAAACUUUGCAUCCUUUGGUCCUGUUGCUUGAUAAAAUCAAGUAUAUCAAAACCAGAAACAAUUUCUAGAGGGGGCAGGCAUGUUAUUUUGUUGCUUCCAAAAUAGCAAGAGAGUCUUCUUGCGCCACAUAAAUGUUUUAGUCUUUCAGGUGCUACUGGACUCUUAGAAAUGGGCGUGAACAUUAUAGACUCCCUGGUUAUUGGCCACAUAUCACAAGCAUAUCACAAGCAAUAAACUCAUUGCUUUGUCAAAAGUUAUGGCCGAGGGGACACCUGUUACAAAAGAAAUCUGAGAUGGGAAGACCACUUAGUUUCCAUAUAAUGCUGGAAAUUAUAAAUAUGGAAAUCAUCUAUUGGUUUUGAUCUCAUGAUAUUUGAAAAGCCUUUUUCAGCCUGAGGGCCACAUUCUCUUCUGGGCAACCUUCUUAGGGCUGCAUGCCAGUGUUGGGUGGCCCAGAGACAAAAGUGGGCAUAUUGACGAAUGUGAACUUUACUUUUGUGUAUCAGGCUAGUUUCUACACUCGCUCGCACACCGCUCUCUAUCCUCUGUCCAGGCAAGCAAGAAGCACUAUCAGAGUUCAGGGACACAAGGGCAAAAAUAUUUGGGGUACAAAGCAAGGCCAGUGAGCUAUAGAAAUACAGAAUAACAUACACCAUAAAUACAACAGAGGAGCAUUUAAAGUGGCUAGAUGAAAUCAGUGUUCUGGAAAUGCUUGCUGAAAUAAAAAUGUUUUUGCAGCAUGCGAAAAACCAUGCAAUGUCAGCAUCUGCCUCACCUUCACUGGUGACUUUGCUUUGAACGAUACCUUUGAAAUAUAAAGAGAUUUGAUUUCUGGGACAUGAUUCACUUCCCAAAAUCUCAGGGCUCUGGUCAGCCUAAAAGGGGGUGAGGUGCUCUUUAAGGCCCUCUGGCUCAAGUUGUUUAUGGCUUUGAGCACUAGUUGUGAAACUUUGAACCUGAACAGGUAGUGUAUAGGCAGCUAUUGCAAUUCCUGGAGCACAGGUAUUACAUGCUGUUGGAAAGUUACUCCCAUCAGCAACCAAGUUGCCAUGCUGAAAAUUCUGGACCAGGCUUAAGGAAAGCGCCACAUAAAGCACAUUGCAGUAAUUAAGUCGUGAGACUACCAACACAUGGACUGCUGUACGUAAGUGAUCGCAGUCCAGGAUACCUUAUGUUUUAACUGGCAAAGAAAAGGUCUUCUUCUCCUGCUUUCCCCAAAGCAAGCUGGCUUUGACUGGCAAUAUAGCUGACAUUUCUUAAUCUGUGUCGUUCUUGCUCAGAUUCCAGUGCUCAUGGCUCUUUUGUUUUUUCUUCCUUUGCUGUAAAACUCUUGCAGAAGUCUUUAAUAAUCAGGGAGCUAGUUGAAGGCGCCUGCAUUUAGAAUUGAUAUUUUGCAUUGGGAGGGGGGGUGUUAUGUUUUUUUAAAAAACAACAACAACAAAACAUUAUUUGUUGUGAAAUUUGAACUUCCAAAUGGGAAUAAGGUACCCUUCUAUAUACCAGAAGGGCCAAUGUGAACAUGAUAAUGCCUCUCUUGCUUGAUCAUGUUUCCCUUCAUUGCUGUUCGUUGCAGUGUGCUAGGAUAAAAGAGGAAAUGAAGCGUGAAUUCAGAGAGAGAGAAGUAAAUGCUUAUCAGAAUGUGAGUUAGCCUUCAGUUUACUUAACAUUUGCUUAUGAAUAUAACACCCAUGCAGACUUAGAAUGAUAGAUGGAUUUGCUAGCAGUUUAACCCUUUAUUAGUUUUAAGAUUGCCUAUUGCAAAUAGGGGACUGCAGCACCUGUCUUGCACUGUGUGCUUUCCUCCUAGCUGGAGUGCUCCUCUUGAGCAUUCCAGCCUCAUUCUCAUCUAGGAAACUCUAUCCCAUUUCUCUGCCCUGCCCCCAAAAUUUCUAUUUUCCUUUUCCAGCUGGCAGUAAACAUUCUAGGCUGAAUCAGGGCUACUCCUACUCAGAGUAUAAAGGUAAAGGGACCCCUGACCAUUAGGUCCAGUUGCAGAUGACUCUGGGGUUGCGGCGCUCAUCUUGCUUUAUUGGCCGAGGGAGCCGGCAUACAGCUUCCAGGUCAUGUGGCCAGCAUGACUAAGCCGCUUCUGGCGAACCAGAGCAGCACACGGAAACCUGUUUACCUUCCCGCCAGAGCGAUACCUAUUUAUCUACUUGCACUUUGUGCUUUCAAACUGCUAGGUUGGCAGGAGCAGGGACCGAGCAACGGGAACUCACUCCGUCACGGGGAUUCGAACGGCUGACCUUCUGAUCGGCAAGCCCUAGGCUCUGUGGUUUAACCCACAGCGCCACCUACGUCCCUACUCAGAGUAUACCCAUUGCAAUUAACAGACAUGUCUGAUUUAGGUCCAUUAAUUUUAGUGGGUCUGAUUUUGAGUAGUUUUUAGCUGACUACAUUGAAGUUUUUUGCAGAGUAAGUCCAUUGAAAUACUUUAAUGUCCAUAAAUUUCAAUGAGUCUUACUCAUAAGGAGUGAUUUUAGAUACAAUCUUUUGUGGCCGCUGUGCAUGCUCAAACUUCAUUUUUUUCAGGAGAGGUGAGGUUGCUCCUUUCGCAUCUACCUAUAGUUUGUACUUCUGCAAACCUUGAGGCUCCCCCAAACAGGCUGCCCUUCCUUCUUGUUCUUUAGUGGUUCUGUUUCGGCUGCAGUUCCUCUCAGCACACACCAGUCGUGUUCAAUAUUAGAAGGCGUGGCUUAAGUAUUACAUGUUUAAAUAUGACUGGAAUAGAAAUCAGAUCCGGUCAGGAACUAACCACAUUAACUGCCUGAGAGGCAUCAGUUCUGCUUUGAAUAAGGAUGGAAGCUGUGACCACAGUCCGCUAGAAUUUCUUACUACCCAUAGCUCAGAGGACCUCUGCAUGUGUUUCUUACAUACUAAAAAAAAUCCUUGGGAUAAAGUUUGGUGUGAUUUUCUACAACUGAUCCUCCCCACUUCCCUCUGGUGCCUACAGCAAAUCAGCGAGCUGGAGCUACAGGUGAAGAGAUACAAAGAAGACAUAAAUAAGUUCCGCACGGAGCACGGAAUGUUAACCAACAAACUUGCUGAAAAAACAAAGGUAAAUGGCUAUUUUCUUCACAGUUUUCCUUGAGGGUAGCUUCUAAAAUAGGAGUUCUGGGAGUGAGGGUACCAGCAGCACACACACACACACACACACACACCGUAAAAAUAAAAAUAAAUCAUUAUUUAAAUGUCUAUUCCAUGGGUCCACCCAAAGGAGCCCAGGGCAGCAAACAGAAAAAUAAAACACACACACAUCAUUAAGAGCAUUGGUGAAAGUGGCCUUUCUGUGCAUAUCCUAUCUCGCCACUAGAUGGCAAAGUAACCACAGGUAAAAUGUUCACAUCUAGUCAAAGACUGUCCAGUCCAGAAUGGCACAUUCCAGUCAAACACACUAACCAUAGAGGAUUACAUUGAUCAUAGAUUUGUUGUAUCAAAGAGUUGGCAAGAAUUAGCUACGAUACUUGUGAAAAAGAAGCAGCAAAAUAACUCAUUUACACCAAGAGUGGGCAGUAGAUAGAACGUGAUCUACUGGUAGAUUUUGGGGUGGUUUGCAAGGGUUUCUGACUCCAAAUUGUUUUAACAAUGGCAAGAACAAAGCGGGUUUUUUGCACCUAAAUUAGGCUACUGAAAAGCUAACUGGGAGAGACGCAUCUUGUCCUUUGCUUUUGUAUCUUUUGCAGUUUGGUCUGGCUGGUAGGUCUUUCAUUCCUUAUGAGAAGCAAAGCAGAUGCAGUAAGCCUAAAGUCUGCCCUCCCUCUGGCCCCACCCUAUUUUUGUACAGCCUUGCUAUCCCCAGACUUUCCCUGUUUCAGGCUGAAGGGGACCUGAAAAAAGAGUGUGAGAGGCGAUCCCAGCAGUUACAAGAAAUGGGGCGCAGGGAGCGCCUCAUUAAGUCGGAUCUGGAUCUGGCAGCAACUCAGGUAGGGGCAGCUGAAACAUCAGUUAUGGUGUCCUGGUUUGCACGUGGUUUAAUUAGCCAAAGUGUGGCUUGCUUGUUUAAAUGAUCAAGUGGAUUCUGGUCCAUUAAAAUGUAUACAAUAAGAAAAUGUUUUGGGUACCACAAGAUUCCUAGUUGCUUUUACAACCCACUGUAUUUCUCAGCAAGGAAGUUAGUGCACUCACUGGAAGUUUUUAAGCAGAGGUUGGAUGGGUAGCUGUCAGGGAUUCUUGAGCUGAGAUUCCUGCCUUGCAGGGGGUUGGACUAGAUGACCCUUGGGGGUACCUUCCAACUCUACAGUUCUGUGAUGGAAGGGGGGUGGUCCCUGCUGUCAGUUAAGUUUUACCAUCAACCUUUUUUCACUCUUGGUUUUCUGCCGUUAGGCACAGCGCUUUAGACACCAACUUACCAAAGCUCUCUUUUCACAACUUCCAGAGAAGGCACUAACAGAUCAGCAGGUAAGAUCUUUGCCCAUCAAACACAGGAAGAUUAAUGUUGUGCUGUGGACCAUGCUGUUGCCCACUGCCUUUGUUGAGUUCCUUGCCAUGCUAUGGGCACUAAAAAAAAAUACGUAAAUGAUUUAUAUACUUCUGAAAUACAAGAGUUCCUAAGUGGUUUACAAAGAUACAGUACACAAAAUAAGUUAAAACUAUAAAAUUGAACCUCAGUUGAAAUGCCUUCCGUAGGUGCUGGAAGUUGCGUAGGAAGGAGGCCUGUCUGACCUCAGCUGGAAGGGAGUUCCAAAAAAUUGGACCCACGAUACUGAACACACAACUCUUGGUAAAUGCAAGCUGUGCCUGCAAGCCAUAGGGGACCACUGAAAGGUCCCCCAGCAGGCCAGCCCUGAUUAAGAGCAUCACACAAGACAAACACACACACACACACACACACAGAGAGAGAGAGAGAGAGCCUUAUGGGGUGGAGGUGUAUGAUGAGAAUUCACCAGAUUCCAUUAUUGUUGUACUGAUACAAGAGGUGAAUUUUGAGCAAAACAGGCGGUGGGGACAUGUGCUUUCAACACGCAGCUUUACUUUUUAAUGAGGAAAUGAAUAUUCAAAUGUAUUUCAGGUGGGAAGUGAAGCAUAAAUCCCAGGAGUGAACAGAUAAAUAAUAUAUUCUGACUUUUUCUUUGUUAACCCACAUAUAACAGAUUGUUGAGAAGAUAGAAGAAAUCCAGGUGACCAGUGAAGAGUAUUGCCAAAGGGAGGCACUGCUGAAAGAGGAGUUACUUGCCAAGAACUCUGAAAUUGAGGAAGUGUCUGAAAACGUUGAUCUGUUGAAGAAAGCAUUGGAUGGACUUCAGGUAAUGCCUUUAGAAACAUCUUUAUAGGAUAUUAGCUUUCUCAUUUUGUUUAGAUGAGUUAUGGUGGAAUUCUACACAUGCAGGUUGCACAGGAAUGGUCUGCAGCAGGGGCAGAAAUGCUCAGGGCCAGGGGCCACAUCCUGCCCUCCAGACCUCUCUGCCUGGUCCACAGGACUCUUCCCAGGCCCUACCCCUCACCGGCGGUCCUGCUCCAUGCUCUCCUUGAAUGCUUUUGCCUAGCUGGAAGUGCCCCUGAACUGCAGUAGUGUCACUGGUUUGCUUGAUCGGAAAAUGUAUGGAUGUAGAAACCUCUGACAUUUGCACCACCAGGAUGAAGCCAGUUGUACAGAGGAAAGAAUUGCACCUGUUGCUCCACCCAUUUUGUUCCUCUGGCCCCACCCAUCACUGUCAUGAAAAAGGCUCCACUGGUCAUCUAAAGAAGUCCAGUCCAGAUUGCUAAAACAACUCCCGAAAAGAAUCCGUCUGUGUGCCUUCCAGUAUCCAGUUCAUCAGGCUUAUACUUGGGAAUUACUUUUUUUUAAGAAAGAAAAAUAAUUGGCUUGGGUAAUUGCUCUGGAGUGUUGAGAGAUGACUUGGGGGGAUUGUUAUCUUUUCUGAAUUCCUUCCUUGUAACAGGAAGAUGAGGGCUGUUGAAACACAACACCAAAUGAUUUAUUGCUAGAGCAACUAGCUGUUACAAAAACAGCCGAGAAUAUUAUGUGGGGAAAUGAGUCUUCACUGCUGCUUCAAGAUAAGAAUGACCCACACUCAUGUCUGUGUGGGUUUGCUUCUUCUCUUCCCUGUUUUCUUGCCAGGAUUUCUUGGGAACCUCUUAUUGCAGCAGCAGCUUGAAGAAAGAGAUCUGCAAUCUCCAGAAUCUGUGCCUGACCCCGCCUGCCUUGGGAGUCCAGACCUCAACAGCCGGAGUCCUCUGCAGUUUGCUGGGCUGGGUGGAUGCAGUGGAAUGUCUCCUUCGGGAUGUGGGGCUUGAUGUGUCUGGCUCUGAAAAAGGUUCCCUUGCCUCUCUUACAUUUUCUGUGCACAUUAAUCAUACUGUAGGUCCCUAAGUGAGAGUGCAAUGCUGCCGUAGGUUCACUGCCCCAGCCAAAGUACUCUCUUCCCUCCUCAUCAUAACCAAAAUCCAGCACCUGCAUUGUAACCAUGAUCCGCCCCACCACCUGCCAACAGUUUAUGAUGGUUGAUAAGUUAGUAAGCAUAACCAUAAUAAUUUUACUUUUAGUUUUUAGUAUUUUACACUGCUUUGUGUGCCAUUUUUGGCAGAACUGCAGUUUAUAGAUUCCUAAACAAAUAAACAGAACCUGCUAUAGCUGCUUUUUGUAAAAUAAAAAGACAGUGGGAGUUCCAACCAUGUGUUUUUUGAUCCUGAAAAUGGAACAUAUAAUCCAGGAAAGAGAAAGAUUAAUUGUCCAGGUGGAAGGCAAUGGCAUUAUGUACGUACACACAUACAUGUGCGAGCACACACCCCUUUCAAUCCUGAACUUCCUCCAAUGAGCACAGGCCAGUGUUCAUGAUCCCACCCACCCCAUUUCAUUCUCACGACAACCCUGUGAGGCUGAUGGGAGUCCGUCAACUUCUGGAGGGCUGCAGGAUCCCUAGUCCUGCCCUAGUCUGUUUUUCACUGCUGCACCAGAAUGAGCUCCGUUUAAGGAAACCUGGCUAAAGAAAGGAAUUUUCCAGGAAACAGAGGAGAGAGAUGAAGCCUGGUCACUCCCUUCUGUUAUCAUGCUUGUCUGUCUUUGUCAGGAAUGGCUUCCUACAUGAAGAAGCUGCUGGGCAAACACCAUGAGACCAUGGCCAAACUCCAGACGCUGCAGGUAAAAGGUGUUUUCCCUGAAGUGAGCUUCUCUGGUUGAGGCCAGUAGCCCAAAGCAGGCCUGACGGUCUGAAUCUUUUACUAUAGAACCAGCUAAAGAUGGCAGAGAUGUCUCAGGAUUCCCUCCUGCAGGAGAAGCUAAAUGAACUGAAAGAAAAACUUGAGGAGCGAUUUCGAGACAGAGAGCGAGAACUUCAGGAGAAUGAGAAGGUACAAAGAAAGCUUAGGGGUGUUUUAAAAAGUGUUUGAACCCACCUUCUAAAUGGAAGUGGCACUGGGGACAUACUAGGCCUACAUAGUAAGAACUGAAAAAGGUGGAACAAGAUGCCCUGAUCUGCUAUCAGGGAGGAGCCCACAGAGCAAGGCAGGUCAGUUGUUGCAGCAUCACAAAGUAAUAACAAUAGUAAUAGUAGUAACAACAACAACAAUACAAAAAUGCAAUUACCUAAGUCUACCCCCUUUGGAACUGGUAUCUUAAUAAUUCUGGUCCUCCAUCCAAUCAUGCUGUGAGCGUACAUCUCAGUAGCUCAUAUGCUUGGUAUUUUGUAACUCCCCCCUCCCCCAAUGCUGUGCCCAAUGCAGCUAAUUAUUUUUUAAGGGCCUCUCCCACCAGAAUGUUAACUUAACGUUUGUUCAUCUGUCACCAAGCUGUUUCUGCCUAGCAAAUUUCCUUCGUUUGCUUUAACGAUGUUAACAAGAAGAAUUAAAUUACUUUCCCAGGUUCUGGAGGGGCUGGCUGCCCUGGAGGAAGCAAAAUUAAAGGAGGCCAUUGAUGAAGAAAAGAAAAAGGUCCGAGAUUUGGAAGCUCAGAUGAAGCGAUCGGCUGAGGUAUGUAGAAAUCUGUGGGCCUGCCUCCUCAUUGCCAUCCCACAAUCUCCUCUAGCAGACAGCUAGAGAGAUAAAUAUUUAUAUUGUGCAUUUUGAGUGUUCAAAGGAAGCACUUCUUCCUACAUUAAGUUACUUAAUAACCAUAGGUCCUUUUCCACUUUUAUAUCAUACCAUUCUUCUAAGGAACUAAAGACAGAGUACAUGGUUCUUGCCUCCCUUCACCUCCACAUUUUGCCCUCUCAAAAACAAACAAACAAAGACAAACAAAACAAAAGAAACAGACAAACAAAACAAAAAAAAACCCUUGGAGCUAGACUAGGCUGAGAAGGCAUGGGUGCCUCAAGGUUACCAAGUGGCUGAGCGGGAGUUUCAUACCUAGGUCUACCCAGCCAUAACUUGACACUCUGACCAUUCCACUACGUUGAUUCAAAGCCAAGUAUGGUCUGUGUUGCCCUCUCCACUACAAUGGGCAUUAUGGUUUGAAUGUGGCUUCUGAUCCUCAUUUGCAGGGCAAGCACAAGUAAUUUGGAUGUCUGAGACAGUGCGUCUCAAAGGGAGUCAGAUCACAGUGGAGGAGGAGGAAGAGGGAGGCAAACUGAGCUCUUGACUAGGAUGCUGGCAGCCCAGAUUUCUAGUCCCUACUUGGCCAUGAAGCUCACUUGGCUGAUGAUGCACCAGUCACUGUCUCUCAACCUUCCCUGCCUUCCAAGGCUCUUUGUGAGGCUGCAGUGAAGAACUAGAUAUGCUGCAUUGAGUAAAAGGUGGGAUAUAAAUGCAAAAUACCAGUUAGUAAGCUUUGAAGCAUGUUCUCCUUUGCCAUAGCAUGGCAAUAUAUGUGGACUAAGUUAGAAUUGAAAGAGGGAUAAAAUAAAGGGUCGUCGUCAUUGCUUCCCCACCCCGCCAUUCUCAUCUGAAGUUCUCUAAUCCAGACUCUUCCUGGUGUCUGAUUUCCUGCAGCACAGUUAUUGGCAAGUUAAACGCUGGUCUGCCAGGCUUUUAACUAAGACAAACCACACUCCAUUCUCUGAAGCCUGGGUUCUGUCUUCUCACUUAUUGCUAAUAUGUUCUUUACAGGUAAUUGAACUUAAAACAAAAUCAGAAGAAGCUCUAAAUGCCAAGAUAAAGAAGGCUCUGGAGAGCCUAGAAGAGGUUAAGAGGAGAAAGGUAACUGGUGACAGAAGACUGCAAGCAAUUCUGCUUGAGGGUUCAGCAGCUAGAAACUCCUGGCCCCAGAUUUGGCCCUUUGAGGAGUGACAGCUGCUCCCACGUUUUCAACUUGGAGGUGAAAGACAGCAGCUGCUGGAAUGGGAGAUUUGUGAAAGGCCGUUUUGGAGGGUUGGAAAUUAAGGUCUGGGCUCAUCCACUUCCCACAUCUCAAAGCAUGUCUCUGAGAUAAACCAGUUACUGAUUUAAGUGCUGUAUUAAGAAAGUUUUCUAAUUCAAGUGAAUCAUAAUCUCCUCCCUCCCAACUGCCCCCAAAAUUUGUUAAGAAUAACACACCCUGGGGAGAAGGAAACUGAUGAAGGACAAGAUGCAAAUUGAACAAAUAAAUAACUAAACAUGAAGGUUUGCUGGUUUGAUUUUCUCCUAGCCCCUUUGACAAUGGCUUUAUCUGAAAAAGUCACCCAUGUGCUGAGCAAAAUGAAUGAGUUCUGUUUGGGGGUUUGCUCGUUUUUAGACAGUGGCAGAAGAGAAACUAACCGUCUGGGAGAAACGUCUGAAGAGCAUUGAGAAUGAGAAUGAGAUGCAGAAGCAGAAGCAUCAGGAGGAGAUAACAGAAUAUAAGGAACAGAUCAAGCAACACUCAAAGACAAUAGUGGACUUGGAAAACAAAUUUGUGGAAGCUGUCCAGAAGCUGAAGGCGGCAAAGGAGGAAAAUGCAAAGCUUCAGAAGCAAAUAGAAGGUCAGCAGAGAAAACAGAGAAUGCUCUUGUCUGGUGCCCUUGGCAUAUCCUGUCAUACUUGGGGCCAGUUCACGCCAACAAACUGCACUGAAGUUUUCUAAAAUAACCUGCUGAUUGAUUAACUCAAGGGGUGACUUUUUUCUUAAAUCAAAAUGUUUUAAUCAGUUACUCUAACUGAGUAAACAAUUAAUUGUUGAUUUAAACCAGCCUUUUCUAAGCUAGCGGCCUCCAGAUGUUUUGGACUAUGACUCUCUUUACCCCCAGCAAACACGGGGAUGAUGUGAGUUGUAGUCUGAAAAACGAUCCUGAGAGUAUCUAACCAUCUUAGGGACAACUGAUUAAUCUGAAUAGUUUACUGAUCAAAAAAGCCUAUUGUUGAACUCCAGACAGAUUUAAAUGUUCUCUUAAUGCUUUCCAUUUCUUUUUAAAAUGUUUUAAAUAAUGUUUUUUUUAAUUGUAUGGUUUUAUUACUCUGCUGUUUGCCAUUCUCUUCUUGAGAAGUCAUCAGGAUAAUAAUCCAGAUGUGAAACCUUACAUUUCUCAGAAGAUUUUUAUAUUUUUGGGUGUCUCUCUUUUUCCUCAGACAUGCAGAGGGAAUUUUGCAAGUUGUUGCCAACUCAUCCACCAGAGGUUCCUUGCCCGGAAGGGUCUGCUGUUUUCCUGAAGUAAGUCUCUAAAUUUCCUAUCGGCUUCCUAUUGCUGCUUUCUAUAGCAUAAUUACUCAAAAGCUGUGGGAAAAGGAAGUCUUGGAAAUAGCAAUAUAUGUUUGUGAGAAUUCUAAACAGGGGUAAUGAGUCAUAUUUCCAAAGUGCAUUAUAAUAUUUUGAGGCUUGUCUAAUCAGUCUCCCAUUCUGGUGGCAUAACUUGACAGUAUGCUAAUGAGCCCCUUUGAUGAAAGCCAUCUGCAUUUGUACCCCCCAAAUACGUAUUGACUCCCAUAAAAACUGGAGGGAGUUUUUUUCAUAAUCUUCCUCAUGAUAGACUUAAAAGGUUUUAAAAUAAUCAAAUAAAGAAUGAGCAUCUCAAGCUGCGUUAUUCAGACUGAAUUUUUUGCUUCUUCAUUUUUGUUUCACAAACUUCAGGGAAGGAUUAGCAGCUGCAAAGCAUGAAAUCGUGUCCAACCAGGCUGUCAUUUCAGAGUUAAAGAAGGAACUCUCAGAAGCCAGAGCCAGGGUGUCUGAUGUGAUUGGUUUGUGAAAUGGCAUCACGUAACUUAAUAUGUUUUUUACCACCUUCCCUCCUAUCCUCAGCCUGGAGCCUAUUAGAUGUUUUCCAACUACAACUCCCAGCUGGCUGGACCUGAUGGGAGUUAUAGUCUAAAACACCCAGAUAGCACCAAGAAUGCUCUGUCCAUACCUAUCUGGGAGCAAGACCUGUGAAACUCAGUCAAACAUAGGAUUGCACUGUUAAGAACUAAAAAACUGGAACACCUUAAGAGAAAGGGACAGUGGAUCAGUUCAAUCAGAGACCGAAUUUCUGCUUGCUAAUAGAGAGAAAGAUACUGCUGGGAAAGUGUCUUCCUUUGUCUGGGCUGCAGCAAAUACAUAUAUAAAAUGUGUGCCAGUUUUUAUGGUGCAUGAUGGCCCUGUUGCUGUUUGUUUAUGAUGCUUUGCUUUUACUUUGUUGGCAAGCAUGCAUAGGGGGCUACAGCUUGGAAAGUGUUUGAGAAGAGGGAGUUCCAUAUUUAUAGAUUUGGGGUGAGCAAGCUGUGACUCUCCGGAAACUGUUGGACUCCAACUCCCAUCAGCCCUUGAGCUUUGGCCAGGCAGGUUGGGCCUGAUGGGAGUUGGAGUUCAGCAACAUCUGGAGAGCUGCAGCUUGCCCACCUCUGUGGUAGAGCCAACACUGUAAAUGGCUCUAGGAUCCUUUGCUGUGCUAAUGCGACACAGAGAUGCUUUUAAAGAAGAUCUUCCUUCAUUGAACAAAUGCCCCUAUGGAGACCAAGUUUCUAAUAUCCAAAGUUUGGUUAGGAGAAAAUGGGAGCACCUGUCAGCUCACACAAUCCUUCCUCCUCCCUUAUCAUGCACAGAGCUUCCUUUUUCUUCCUUUUUGACGGUGUUUCAUCUACACCAAUGUUAAUCCAGUUCGCACUAGAAUGUCUGCAUCCCCAGGUUGUAAACCCAGGUUUGAAACUAACCAUGGUUAGUGUUAAAAUUGCUGCAGGUGUAACAUUGCACAAAGCUAGCACAAAAACAGAGAGAAGGUGAACGGUCGCAUGUACCAGAGGAAAGAGAAAAUGAAAAGUAUUGUGGGAGCCCACAGUGCAAUCCCCCUCUUCCGAGUCAGGGCUAGGAAGUGAAGCCCUCUUAGGUGUAUUGGGCCAUGGUACUGAAAGUUUGGUCAUAGUUCAUCAUCUCGGUCUUUCCUGUUCCUGGGUGUGUGUGUCUGCAUCAGGAGUGGCAAACCUCUGGCCCUCCAGAUGUUGGACCUCCAACUUCCAUCAGUCCCAGCCAUCAUGUAAAUCUAUAGGAUCUACAGCUAAGAUAGCCCAAAACCACUCCAAACUCUCUUUGUGCAGGAGAACUCAGUGAAAAACAGAAGAUGGAGCUAGAGCAGAAACGGCGUCUUGUCCACAGCCAAGCCCACGAACUCAACCAGCUUCGAGAGAAACUCUUUGAGAUGUCCAAGCUUGUGGACCAGAAAGAUGCAGACCUCAAAGCACAAAGCGAAGAAUUAAGGUAGGGAGUUGUUUGUAUCACACUUUUCAUCCAAGGAGCUCAAGGCAACAUUCAUGGUUCCCUCCCAGACUUGCCCUCACAACAACUCUAUGAGGUUGGUUCGGCUGAGAUAUAGUGACUAGCCCAGGGCCGCCCAGCAAGUUUUGUGGCAGAGUAUUUGAACCCAUGUCUCCUCAGUCCCAGCCUGAUUACUCUUAGCACUAUGACAGACUGAUCUCUAGUGUGAGGCCAUUGCUGCGAGUGCAGGGGGCAGGGCUUGGUGGCUGCCUUGGAUGGGCUGCACUAAAUACAGCCGCACCAGAACUCUUUCCUGGUGGUGGUGGUAGCUCUGGGAGUACAGAUGGAAGGUCCCAGCUGUAGCCCCUUGAUAUCUCAAUUUUAAAAAGGGGAGUCAGAAGGGAUGGAAAAGCCUAUAGAAAGCUGGUCCCAGACCCAGUAGAUGUUGCUGGGCUUGUUCAGCCAGUAUGUUGACUCUGCUGCUUCCUCCUAACCUCUGUUCUUCACUAGAUGCUUGCUAACAUCAGCUUUUGGUCUCCACCACCCAUCAUUCUCCUUUAGCAACAACUUCUCCUCCUCCUUCCCCUCUUCCUUUUUGGAGUGCAGGAAUAUCAGAGGGAAGCUGCAGGAGCUGGCGACAGAGAGGAAGGAAAAGGCAGGUGAGCCCAAGAAAAUUGCGCAGCACAAGAGCGUGCAGACAAGGUCCUCCACCCCGGACGAAGCCCCCACAAGCAAGAAGGCAAGUGGCACUCGAAGCAGGGAACACUGUGGAGCACUCUGGUAGUACAGGUGGGGACCUCUCCUGCACCUGGUAUUUGCCUUCGGAGCAAUGCGCUGGGAACAUGGAUGCAGAAGACUUGGGGUACCAAAGGCCUGUCAACCAGAUUGACUGUGGCGAGCUGUAAAAUGGGAUAAUAAGAUGGCUCAGCUUUCAGGAUCAUUGUAAAGAACACAGGGAGAUCUGUAUGCAGAGUCCAAUUACGGGUCCAAUUAGUAUUGUCUGCACCAGCAGUGGAGAACCUCCAACCCACGGGGCUUAUGGCUAAGCCUUGCCCAUCUACUCUACCCUGACGCCGUAUAUACAAUGUCAGGUGUCAGGCAGCUAUAAGGUGGAGCUGGUCUGCAGUCACCAGUGCUGAAAGGUUUUAGAUAAGGGUCUUUUCUAGCCCAAAUUUGGUAUGCUAGGGAUUGAACUUGGUCAGGAAUCUUGUCUUGAAACAGCCACAUGGCUGAUUGAUUUCAACUGCUUGUCUCUGUGCCAGCAGGACAAAGGUGGAGGACUCUUUUUGGCCCAAAGGUGAAUUCCUUUGUGGGCAGGUUUUCAGGGGCUACUUGUCAGAGGGGAGGGAUGUGGCUUGGGAAGAGGGCAGCAUGACUUGGCCCCUGGGGCUGAGGUUCCCCACCCUUGUGUCACAAGAGCAUGCAGGUCAGUAAUCACACAGUUCAAAGUUGGAGUUAACUCUUUAUUAGCAAACACAUGAUUGCCACAGACAUGGUUGAGUGUCAGGUCUAAUGAGCACAGCAGCUCAUUCUCAGUGGUCUUCCUCUAUGAAAAUCAGUUGCCAAGACUGAAAGUCCCCGCCUCUUAUCACCUAAGUCCCCACCUCUCCAGGGCGUUUCCAGGGAACCAGAGACUGCGCCUGCAUGCAGACACAGUCCCCUCCACCCUUUUCAUGCCUCUUCUGGUUCUGGGAGACCAGGGGAGAGGGAAGCUUGUCACAGCACACAGGGGAGACCCUCAUGACUCUUCUCCAGCAUGACUCAUCUCUAUCUCUUGGCCUCCCUCCCUCCAUUCUCCUGCUUCAGCUUCUGCCUCUGAUUCUGGACUUUUCUCUGCCACAAACUUUCCUGGCUUACUAAGCCCUGCCACCUCUUCACCUCUUCCCAAUUUUCUCCCCCUGACCACUCAUCAUCGUGCCACCACCAAUCCCCAGGCUCGGAGCCUUUUUCCCUUGGGUUUUCCCAGCUGGUUUCUCCCAUAAUUCCUCUGUGUCCAACCAGCCCAUGACAUCUUGCUCCAAAAGAAUUGUGCCUGUUGGAAGCAAACAAAAUGACUGAAGAUGCCCUUUAUGUUUAAUUGCUCUAAAGCUGUUGAAUGAGUCAGCAUUGCCAAAAUGUCAUUUUCUGCCUGUAAUGAUCCAUUGUAACCUAGAAAAAUGACAGCGUACCCAGAGCCUGACUAAGUGAGACCCUGCAUAUCUCACCAAGCGAUGAUCUUAACGAUGAGCAUUCACAUAACCUACACGGUCUCAUUAAUAUUCAGGGAAGGGAGGCAGCCUGUUUGGAAUGCGACAGGCUGCAUGUGCAGUCCCUGGCACCUCAAAGUUGGGCUAGAAAAUGCUUCUAUUUGAAGUCUUUUAGUGUUGUUGCCAGUCAGUGUAGACCAGCUCUGUCUUUUCCCUGCAUCAUAUAUGGUGUAAGGUGCAGAGCAGGUGGGCAAGGCUUGGCCAAAUCGGGGGCCUAAUUUAUGGUCACCAGAUUGUUUUUCAAUGAAUCCAGGGACACUUUUUUUUUUUUGAAGCUGAGUAGCAACAGGGAGUCAGUAGUGGGGAUGGUGAGGCAAAAGACACAAGCACACAUACAUAUUGUAUAAAGGUGCAAAGCCCUUCUUUCGCAACCUGUGAAACAUAAAUGUGCAGAGUUUUUUAAAAACUGGGCAAUGGCGUGCCGCCGCCCAUGACUCCCGAGCCUCCCCCGAUCUCCUGCCCCCUUCCUCCAUUGUUUUGACUGAUCAGGGGAGAUUUGGGACUCACGGGCAGGUGACGCCCGUUUUUACAAAACUCUGCACAUUUAUGUUUCACAGGGUGCAAAAGAAGGGCUUUGCACCUUGCCUGGCAGAGAAACCAUGCGCCUUGUGCCCCUCCUGGGCAGCGCCUGCCUGCCCGUGACUCCCAAGCUUCCCCCGAUCUGUCAAAACAAAGGGGGAAGGGAGCAGGAGAUCUGCACCGCCAGACAUCCCUGGUUCCCCUUCGGCAGUGGCAGCAGCAGUGAGCAGCUCCUGAAGCCAGCCGGAGCCAACUGCGCCACCAGGCUGGCUCUGGGCUGCUGAGGCUGCCACUGCCACGUUUCCCGGGGACAGAUUUGCAAAUCUGGGGACAUUCCGGGGACGGAAUUUGUCUGGGGACAGAUUUGCAAAUCCAGGGACGUCUGGUAACCCUAGCCUAAUUAGACCCACGGGCUGGAGGUUCUCCUCUGCUGGUGCAGAUAGUACUAGCCGCACCCAUGCUCUGAUUCUGUCUGCAGCAGCUUCCUGCAUUCCUUAUGAUGAUCCUGCAAGCUGAGCCAUCUUCUUAUCCCCAUUUUGCAGAUGGAAGUGUUGAAACUGAGUGCUAGUGGCUUGCAUACAACCAAUUAGCGAGAGUUGAGAUUUGAACUGGGGGCUACCACUUGCACUGUUAACAACAGGCUGUGCCAGCUCUCACCUGUAAACUGAUACUUGCUCAGGGGAGCAGAUUGGUCAUGUCGUAGCUUAACCACUCUCCGGUAUUCAUGUGGCACUUUGCAUUCAUGCAGCCUGCUGUCUUCCCAUCUGGUGAAGACACGAAACACAGAGCCUUUGCACAGUAGGUAGGUCAGCUUGCCCUUCAGCUCCAGUAAUAGGAACCAGCCCUGUCCGUGCUGCUAGUACAAGUAACUGCCAUUGAUGCUGCAGCAUGAGGGCUCCAGUACAGCUGCUGUGAAGCCCAGCUGAAUUGGGCAAAGAACUUCUUCAUCUUGGGUGGAUGAAGCAGGACCCAGAAGCCUGUUGUUCUGUCCAACAGAACCUCCCUGGAGCUGUUGCAGGAUUGUUCCCCAAGAGGAGGCAACCCCCUGCAGCUCAAGCAUCAGCACACGAUUUUGCUAACAUUUAUCUCCUGUCCCAUGUAACUUGAUUCUCAUUAAGUACCUAUCAUCCAGGCAUGUUGUGAUAGGUAACUGGCAAAUGUUUUUAUAGCGCUUUGCAGAAUGUGAAGUCUUGUUAACUGCUAAGUGUGAUUGUAAUUGCUCAUUAGAGUUGGAAAGGCAGCUUGUGGGAGAAAAUAAAAAGGGACGUGCUCAGGCUCUCCCAUUUUAUUCCACAAAUACUUGCACAAGUGCACACAAAGCAGAGUGGUCUUAUGGUCCUAGGUCUUUUGCAAAUAAUGGUUUUAUCUACCCUAAGGAAAGCCAUGGGCAAAUUUUCAAAGUCUUUUCUGGGCCAUAUGUAGCAGCAACUAAUUAGAUUGCGUCUGCUAAGCAAUUUGGACAAGAAUAGUUCCUUUUCAUUGGGGGAUUAGGGUGGACUUUGAGGUUUCUUACUCUGAUUUUUUAAAAGGACAGAGAAAUAUAUAUAUAUAUUAAUUUAACUUGUUCGUUACUAUAAUUUCUGUAUACAAAACAGCUUAUAAACUAUUUCCAUCUGUAUACUCAAAUUCUGAACACUUAAAAAACUAUAUACCUAUAAAAUCAAUAAUAUGCCUCUGCUUUGUUAAAAAUGUGUCAAUUUGGAAUUUUUUAAAAGAAAACUUUGAUAAACUAGGUAAAAAAUAAAUGGGCUCUCAGAAGAUCUAAUAGAGCAAAGGAUUUGUUUAAGGGAGGGGGGAAAAUGUGUGUGCAUGCAGAGUGGAGUGCAUUGCAGAGAUAAGGAAAGAUAAAAACAGGAACCAAGCUUAGCUGAUGUUGUAAAAUCAAGAUGGUGCCCUGAGGUUGCUGUCAGUCUCUGUUCCCUGUACUGUGAGCUGGAACAUUGCCAAGGCAUUUUGAUGCAAGAGAGCUACUUCCCCGUUUUUAAAAAAUGGAACUCUUUGAGGGUGACCUUCUUCCCCUUUUCAUGUAGCGCCUUUUGUAAUUUUUGCAUUGAGGAAUCCACAUGGAAGCGAGUUGCCCAGAGGGGGCCCUUAUCACCUUGUUGCCUCAGAAGAAAAUUAUUAACCUGAGCCUGUUUCCUUCAGGUAUCGUCCGUGAGCCUUGCUGAUCUGGGAGCAAGAUGCAAAGGCUCCAGACACGAGGAAAUCAUCAGUCGCCAGAAAGGCGCCCUGGCUGAGCUGCGGCAAAGAGUCAGAAUGCUAGAAAGGGGUCACCCAUUGGGUGAGUGCUACAUUUAAUGGAACGCUUGCAGGCCGUGAUUUGUGCAGUUAGCUUUUGCAAGUUGUGAGAUGAAUUUGGGUACCUGAGAAACAGCAGUAAGAAAUCAAGCAUUGCUGUAAGGCUUCACCCCUGCAAGCACCUGCACAGGUCUAGUGUAAAACACACACACAUGGUCACAAGUAGCUUGUUAGUGGAACUACUACAUGCCUUUAAAUUCAGGUAAAGGUAAAGGGGACCCCUGACCAUUAGGUCCAGUCGUGACCAACUCUGGGGUUGCGGCGCUCAUCUCGCUUUAUUGCCCGAGGGAGCCGGCGUACAGCUUCCGGGUCAUGUGGCCAGCAUGACUAAGCCGUUUCUGGCGAACCAGAGCAGCGCACGGAAACACCGUUUACCUUCCCGCUGGAGCGGUACCUAUUUAUCUACUUGCACUUUGACGUGCUUUCAAACUGCUAGGUUGGCAGGAGCAGGGACCGAGCAACGGGAGCUCACCCUGUCGCGGGGAUUCAAACCGGCGACCUUCUGAUCAUAGAAUCAUAGAAUCAUAGAGUUGGAAGAGACCACAAGGGCCAUCGAGUCCAACCCCCUGCCAAGCAGGAAGCUUGAUCGGCAAGUCCUAGGCUCUGUGGUUUAACCCACAGCGCCACCCGCAUCCCUAAAUUCAGGUACAAAUGCUCAAAAGGGCUAAGUUCCACCUCAUGAGGAGUUGCUCAUGAGGAGUUCUUCAUAGCACUGCAACACCUGCCUUGCUCUGUGGGCUCUUCCAGGGGCCCAGAAUAGACAUCACCACAUCCUUGUGUCAGAAACUUCUAUAGCAGGGGUGGAGAUCCUCAGACCCAGGAGCCAAAUGUGGUCCUCCACUCCUCUGUCUGGCCCUUGGGAUGCUCCCCAGCCACACCCCUUCUCCCCAAGCUAUGCCCCUCACCACUCCUGCUUUGCACCCUCUUAAGUAUUUUUGCCUGGCGGGACUGAGUCUUUGAAGUCUGAUAAUGCUCUUUGCUUGCCCGGGUAGAGAACAGAGAGAAUGGUGCAAGUGUCUGCAGAUACUCAAAGAGGUGAAAAUUCACAUUUGUUGUUCCACCCCCUUCAGCCUCUGGCUCCACCCACCACUGGCAGGUGGCCCUCAGACUCCCUGCCCCAUUCUGUGAAUUAAUAGAAAGAGAGCAAUUUAAUGAAUUGCCAUUGUGUGUGUGUAAAGGAUUAAACACCUGCUCACCACUUCUCCAGUUGAAUUUUGAAUCAUGUGAGAUAGAAAGUGUCUAGUCCAUAUCACCAAAUGAGCUUUGCUGCUCAGCAGAGAUUUGAACCUGGCCCUGUCCUGUCGUGCCCUAGUUCCAAGCACUCCACCCCAUAGUCUUCUCCCUCUUUUCCCUGGAAUCUUUCAUCCUGUGCAAAACGUGUUUAAUGUGAGUUUCAAGUGAAACGGGAAGUGGCACAGUACGACGACUUCUCUUUCUCAGGUUUUGAAGAGAGAAUUGGAGAGCCACUUAGAGUGCUUAAAAAAGGCCCAGCUGAGAAGGGAGAUGAAAGAACAGAGAAGGAGCAGGUGACAACCCUGAUGACAGCAGCGGAUGCUAAUCAGGUAAACUGAACAAUGCACGGUAUCCUGGUGAUGCUUUCUUUAGAAAACGUGUCAUGAAAGGAAGGAAGAAUAUUUGUUGAUGUCUUUUUGGCCAUAGCUCCCACCUCGAUAAUCUAUUCUGAAUAUUUCAGAAUACAUUAUUUCACAUUAGGAAGAACUUUCUGACAGUAAGAGCUGUUUGGUAGUGGAAUGGGCUCCCUCAGAAGGUGGUAGACUCUCCUUCCUUGGAGGUUUUUAAACAGAGGGUGGAUCAGUCAUCUGCUAUGGAUUCUUUAGGUGUGAUUCCUGCAUUGCAGGGGGUUGGAGCUACAAUGCUAUGAUUCUGUUUCCUUUACCCUCCCAGCUUCAAAGCAGUGUUUCCAGAACAGAUCCCAACUUGACCAUAGAGAGGACUGCGAAGCUGGAAAUGGCUGACGCUUUAGACCUCAGUGAGAACAUGGUAUGAAAAUGAAGAAUGUGUUAAAGUACUUGGGGGGGGGCUUUAUGUUGCAGAGGACAUCACAGCAUGCAGUCCUCUCCUGAUCUGUGUCUAGGGGCAGAGAUGUGCUCCCAAGAGAGGAUGCUACAAAUACUGUUAUUACCAUGCGCGUACAUCAGCGAUGGUGUCAGGUUUGAGCCCGCCCAUCAGCAAGUGCCCUCAAGUACCCACCACAUCCCCUGCCUUCAGCAGGCUUACCCUUGCCAUGAUGGUGGCAAGACUGUCAGCAGGCAGCCGCAUUGCAGUCUGCAGGACGUGGCUGUGAGCAACCCAAAAGUUUUUUUAAAGAUCUACCACAAUGCCCAGAACCAUCCUCUACCACCAUGGCUUAGGGUUAGAUGGGCAUGCCCUUCCAGGGCAGCUUGGCUUCAGCAAAUUCCCAAAGGUGCCAGAAGCUGACACUGACCUUCAUUUGCAUCAGGGCUGAGAAACCUCAGACUCGGGGGGCCAAAUGUGGCCCUCCAGGCUUCUCUUACCUGAACUCCUGCCAGGCCACCUCCGCUUCCUUCCUCUGGCUCAAGUGUGUCUGCCUGGGUGGACUAUACAGGGAGAUGUAUGUAGGGUCGGCCGUGUGUAGAAACCUCUGACAUAACAAGGGUAAGAGUCAUAUCUGUGGCUGCACCCAAUUCUGCCUGUGGCCCUACCCAUCGCUGACAUGUGGCCCCCAGAAGGUUACCCAUGAGGGAGUACGGCCCUCAGGCUGAAAAAGGUACCCUGCCUCUGGUUUACGAGACUGCAUAGUACUGAUCAUAGCCCUCCUAUGGAUUACAGGUGGGUGAAUCAGGAACACAAGUGGGUUGCUCGCUUAGCUCUGCAUCUCCAGUGGUAAUGCAAAGCGAAGACAUCUGCUUGAUUUCAGAGUGGGGGUUCUUUUUCCAGCUUGGGAAAAUCUUGCCAUUCUCACCGAUAGUUUGCUCCCUGCUCUUUCCCUCCAGUACCUCAGCCUGAUCCAGGAUCUCGCCAACCUGGUGAACGUCAAGGAGCUGACAGGGAUGCAGACGGUGAAGCACCUUCCUUACGAUGAGAGGGAGAAGCUCGGGGUGCGACGGCAGAAGGACCUCGGGCUGCUCUUUGACAAGAUCAGGAAGCUCAAGGAUCGCCUCGAGAGGAAAGAGUCGCUGCUGAAAGAGUACGAAAGGGACGUCGGGCAGUUCAGGUACAAAGGUGACACGCACACACACUGUCUUUGGGGCACCUUUCUUUUUCAAAGAGCCUUUUGUAUUGAUUUUAUGCCCCGCCUUUUUCCUUGACGGACUCAAGUCAGCUUACAGAUAAAAUAAGAACAGCUAAAAACAUAGGAGAGCAGGAAACCAGUCAUUCAAAAACAACUAAACAUUAAUAGAAUUAAAACUCUCUCUCUCUGUGUAUAUAUAUAUAUAUGAAAUAUCUUUUUUUAAAAAACAGAUGAUUGCAAUAAAAAUGGCAUGGCACCAGCCCUUUAAUUAAGGGGAGACUCCUGAUAAAUUAACUUAGUCUGCGUCUGUUUUGGAUUUGAAAUUAUUUGUAUAUGUAUUUUUAUUCUUCAUUUUUUAAUUAAUGAUUUUAUCAUGUUUCUGUUAAUUUUGAACUGUUUCAUGGAAAGGGAUUCAGAAACGAAAUGAAAUAGAUAAGGUAGUGCUUGAUAAAUUUGUCAUGAUUGAAGCUCAUUCCAUUUAUUAUGAGGGGUGGUGGCAUGUAUUCAUUUUUUCUGGGUGUUUCUUUACCAUCCACUCAGCGGUGUCCUUAGUGCAGUUAAAUAUAGCCUCAUGCCUGAACAUUGUCUAUAGGCGAGUAAAGAGUUCCUGUAGAUGACCAAGCAGGAGUGCUUUGGGGAAUUUCAAGCACUGGUUACUAAGUUUUUGUUCAUUAGUAACUUUUAAGGACUUACAGAUUUCGCUUAUUGUAAGCUUCAGGGUGAUGUUUCCCUUUUAUAAUGCGGUUUGCAACACACCAACUUCCAGCUACCCUGUCUGUCUCAUCGUACAGGACAAACAAGCAGACUCUGCAAGCCUGCCAGUCUGAGCUGGCCAAAUUGGCUGACAAGAUCUACCGAGAAGCUGAAGAGAAGGCUUUGCUGAAAGAAGCUCUGGAGAGGACUAAAUUGCAGCUGACUCAGGAGAAGAAGCUGAACAGGGCGCUCAAACAGCAUAAGGUAGGUAACAGAGAUCCACAGCGCCACUGGCAAACCUCUGCACAGCUACACUGCCGGUGUGAAGGCCGUUUAGCAACCUCUGCACUUGGGCAGGUGUCAUUUGACAGCAUCUUCCAGGCAGCUGCUGUGUGUGUAUUUUGCUUGCCCCUUGGGGAGGAAAACUGGCUGAGCAAUGGGGAGGGUGUGUGUGCCUUCCCCUUAGGGCCAGAUCUUGAAGGGUAGCCAUCAUCCCAGGGGGAGAAUCCAGCUUAGCUUCAUUCACGGGGCGAAAGGAGAACAGGAUUCAGUCAAUUGGGGGUAGGAGGCAGGAGGCAGAAGGGACAGAGAAAGUCUUUUUCACAUAGGGACCCUUUGCACAGAAGCUAGUUCAAGCAGCCUUGUAAGUAAGCCCGCCCCCAUCAAGUUCCUAGACUGCAGGAAAGAUACUACUUCCCUGCUGGGGGCUAGCAGCAAGGGUAAUGGAGAGCUGUGUCUCUUGGAUGCCAAGGAAGGGGCUUUUUUCCCCUAGCAUCCCACUUGGUUUCCACAUUGGCUGUAGAGGAGGGAUGGAACAUUCUCCUGCCAGCCUCUCACUCUUCUGCAUGGAACUCUGUGUGCUCACCCACAUGCUACCCCUGGUCGCCUAUGGCUGCCAGGCUAGUGUUUAAAUGUAAGGGUGAGUUUUGGGAAGAGGAAGACUCUCCUGGUCUGCUUGUCUUCCAUGGCCACGAGUAUCAGGAUUGGGGAUCCUCCUGGUUGCACGAGCCGCCAUCUGAUUUUCAGUUUCAGGGGCAUGUGGGUUGCUCUGCCCAGUCUGUAGACCACCUGCCCACUAAGCAAGACAAUGCCAGCUAAGGCCACUAUGCAACAGGUUGUCUUACCAUUCAGCAGCACACUGUAGGAUAUAGGAAGCUUAAAGGUAAAGGGACCCCUGACCAUUAGGUCCAGUCGUGACCGACUCUGGGGUUUCGGCAUUCAUCUCACUUUAUUGGCCGAGGGAGCCGGCGUACAGCUUCCGGGUCAUGUGGCCAGCAUGACUAAGCCAUUUCUGGCGAACCAGAGCAGUGCACGGAAACACCGUUUACCUUCCUACUGGAGCGGUACCUAUUUAUCUACUUGCACUUUGACGUGCUUUCGAACUGCUAGGUUGGCAGGAGCGGCGACCAAGCAACAGGAGCUCACCCUGUUGCGGGGAUUCGAACCACCAACCUUCUGAUCGGCAGGUCCUAGCCUCUGUGGUUUAACCCACAGUGCCACCCACGUCCCAAUAAGGAAGUUUAUUGUAUGCCAAAUCUUGGGCACCAGGAUAGACAUUUCCAGAUCUAUUGGCACUAUCUUAAGUGCCAUUUUCGUUCCACGUUCAGCUUGACUGCUGAAAAGCAUCUCCUCCACAGCAUUAAGGAGACCUUAGUAUGGAAGCAGCUUUUCUCUUUCUGCAUUUCUGUAGGGUGAACAGACUUGGAGGCAUCACUUAGGAGCAAGGAAUGAGAAAUCCCUGUACUUGGAGAAACCCAUAGUCACACGCCAUCGAGUUCUGUCCUAAUCCCCGAUGCCAGAGAUGGAGUAUUGUUAGGGCAUCUCUCUCUCUCUUAUUAAAGGCAGCAGGUUGCUGGGGCUUGACUUGCAAACUGAGUUUGGUGACAAUUAUAUACACAAGUGUACAUUCCUAAUUGCUUUAGGCUGCAGUCCUUCACUGACUUACAUCCCUGCCAGUUUAACUGAAAACACAGAGACUUAUUCCAGCGCACUCAACCAACCCAGCUUGGAGAAAAGCAACGGCUGCAUUGUUUCUUAGCUCUGUUGCUUUGCCAGAGAGAGAUUUGCCAUUUGUUCCUUGCUGUUUCCACCCUAGAAUCAGUUAGAGGAGAGGAAGAGUGAGAUUUCGUCAUGUUACGCCUGCACUCUGAAAUUCAGGGAUAGCAAGGUAGGAAAUUGCCCGGCCAGUGUAGUAAGAGUGCCUCUUAGCCGACAAGACAUAAAUGAAGAUAGUUGGAUAAUAUAAGUGGGGAGGGGGAGGUCCUGAAGAGCAGGGAUAUCAUUGGUGGAAACCUGCUUGCUUUUUCAGAAAGCCUUCAAAUUUGUUUUGUGUGUUCUUGGCCCACCAGGCUGUUUUCCCCAAACCACACCACUUGCCCCACAACUGGCGUCAUAUGUGAUAUCCAGUGUGGGGCAGGUAGGAAUGCAGCAGCAAGAUCGAGCUCCUCGCACAUCAUCUGAUAGGCAAGGAUUUUGGUCCUGCUUGGUUUGGGUGUGUGAGCAUUUUCCCCGGGAGGAGCCUGCUGGCACGCCCAUCCCUGAGUUCAUCUGAUGAUGGGCAGAGAGUUUAACCCUGCUUGGUUUGAGUACAUCCACAGGGAAGUCACUGGUGUGCUGAGAGCUUGCAGAAAGCAGGACUGAAACCCUUCGAGUUACCCUUUGUGGAGAAUUCAAUCCUACUCGGUUGCUCUUUGCCCCUAUCCCCGCAAGCUGGUUUUUGACAGGCAUUUGACUCACUGUUUUUGCUAAAGUAUAAAUGUAGAAGCACACACAUGCAUUUUGCUCUGUAUCUUCCCUUCUCUGUCUGCAGACAGCAGCCCCUAAGAAACCAUUCCCUGAAAAGCAGGUGGUUGCGGGGCCAGGAGCAGCCUGUAAGAAACGAGUGCACUGCAGCACUUCUGCGUAGGAACAAUUCUGCUUACCCAAGGAAAGCGACAGAGAAGGAAGAUUCUGGCCAGCUCCUUGUCUAAGCUUGUAAAUAGAAGAUGCUGCUACAACAUUGCAUAAAACACCUGGUGUCUUAUUAUACAGAAUUUAUUUAUAUACAUAUAUGUAUAUGUAUAGACUUAUUUGUACAGAUGAUACUCAUAUAUGGUACAUUGUAUCUUGAUUACGAGAAAUGUAUAGAGACUCAACUCAAAAUUAUGUAUAAAUUCUUAAGAUCUUCCG
This is a messenger RNA of Podarcis lilfordi (Lilford's wall lizard), 36771 nucleotides long. NCBI's taxonomy places the organism in Eukaryota, Metazoa, Chordata, Lepidosauria, Squamata, Lacertidae. The record is from the annotation of a GenBank genome assembly.